Molecule: messenger RNA, 2111 nt
Organism: Salvia splendens (bonfire salvia)
Lineage: Eukaryota; Viridiplantae; Streptophyta; Magnoliopsida; Lamiales; Lamiaceae
Product: 9-cis-epoxycarotenoid dioxygenase NCED1, chloroplastic
Exons: 1
Coding region: 84-1802 (572 amino acids)
Biological process (GO): carotene catabolic process
Cellular component (GO): chloroplast stroma
Molecular function (GO): carotenoid dioxygenase activity
Source: RefSeq, a predicted model, not a curated record
UUCUCUCUCCUCCACACUCCCUCCCAAACUCAACAGCAACACACACUACUCUCACACACAAAAACUCAUCAAAAUAGAUAUCCAUGGCUGCCUCAGCUCCAUGCGCAAAUUCUUGGAUUAGAACAAAUCAUCACAACAAUCCCAACACCACCAAAUGCUCCCUCCAAACCCCCACCCUCCGCUUCCCCCACCACUCCGCCACUGCGCCGCCGCAGAUUGUAAAGAAAACCGAUUCCCAAUCAAAACCGGAAUGGAAUUUAAUCCAGAAGGCCGCGGCGGAGGCACUCGACGCGGUGGAGAAAGCGUUGAAGCACCACGAGCUCCAGCAGCCGCUCCCGAAAACGGCCGACCCCGGCGUCCAAAUCGCCGGAAAUUUUGCUCCGGUGCCGGAGCAGCCGGUGCGCCACCGCCUCCCGGUCACCGGAAAAAUACCGGAGUCUAUUAAAGGCGUCUACGUCCGCAACGGCGCGAAUCCGCUCUUCGCGCCGGAGGCCGGCCACCACUUCUUCGACGGCGACGGGAUGAUCCACGCAGUCGAAUUCGGCGAGGGAGGGCACGUCAGCUACGCGUGCCGGUUCACCGAAACAGAGAGGCUUACACAAGAGCGCGCCCUCGGAAGGUCGAUUUUCCCGAAGGCGAUCGGCGAGCUCCACGGCCACUCCGGCGUGGCGAGGCUGCUCCUAUUCUACGCGCGCGGCUUGUUCGACCUCGUCGAUCACCGCCGCGGAUGCGGCACCGCCAACGCCGGCGUCGUCUACUUCAACAGCCGCCUCCUCGCGAUGUCGGAGGACGAUCUCCCUUACCACGUUAGAAUCACCGGAAAUGGCGAUCUGGAAACCGUCGAGCGUUACGAUUUUAACGGACAAUUGGAAUCGGAAUCGACGAUGAUCGCUCAUCCGAAAAUCGAUCCGGUAUCCGGCGAGCUCUUCGCCCUCAGCUACGACGUAAUCAAAAAGCCUUACCUCAAAUACUUCAGAUUUUCCAAAAAUGGCGAAAAAUCGAAGGAUGUUGAAAUUCCGGUUUCCGAUCCAACGAUGAUGCACGAUUUCGCGAUCACCGAGAAUUUCGUGGUGAUUCCAGAUCAGCAGGUGGUGUUCAAGCUAUCGGAGAUGUUCCGCGGCGGAUCUCCGGUGGUGUACGACAAAAGCAAAACGGCGAGAUUCGGCGUGUUGAGCAAGUAUGCUGAGGAAGCUUCUAGAAUGAAGUGGAUAGAGGUGCCUGAUUGCUUCUGCUUCCAUCUCUGGAACGCGUGGGAGGAGGCGGAGACGGAGGAGAUCGUCGUGAUCGGAUCGUGUAUGACUCCGCCGGAUUCGAUCUUCAACGAAUGCGACGAAGGAUUGAAGAGCGUCCUCUCCGAGAUCCGCCUCAAUUUAAAAACCGGAAAAUCGACACGCCGCCCGAUCCUCUCCGGCGACGAUCAGGUCAAUCUGGAGGCCGGAAUGGUCAACCGCUGUAAACUCGGCCGGAAAACGAACUACGCAUACCUCGCCAUCGCGGAGCCGUGGCCGAAGGUCUCCGGCUUCGCGAAGGUCGACCUCGUCACCGGAGAAACCAAAAAAUUCCUCUACGGCGAGAACAAAUACGGCGGCGAACCGCUCUUCCUACCAAGAGAUCCGACCGCGGCGGAGGACGACGGAUACAUCCUCGCCUUCGCGCACGACGAGGCGGCGUGGAAAUCGGAGCUGCAAAUCGUCAACGCCGCGACGAUGGAGCUCGAAGCUACGGUGCAGCUCCCCUCGAGAGUUCCGUACGGAUUCCACGGCACGUUCGUCGGGGCGGAGGAGCUCACCGGACAGGCGUGAUCGGAGAUCGGCGGCGGAGGAGAGACGCCUGAGGGAUUGUUAGGGAUACAUCCCCGGAGUUUCGCCGCCGGCUGAUUUUGGCGCCUUUUAUUUUUCAAAAUUUUAGUGUGAGGGGGUUUUAGGAGGAAACUGUUUGUAGCUUUGGUGUAGAUAGAAAAUGGAAGCUCAGCGGUUUCUUCUCUUCAUUCUUUCACGCAUAGUGUGUGGGAUUUGAUACACAUAUUUAACUUAGGAAUAAAAUCAAAUACUUUGUAUACUUCAAUUUUUAUGAAUGUGAGUAUAUAUGAAUCCUCUGUUUUUUCUAUGUUA